Ruditapes philippinarum (Manila clam) is the source of this 2231-nucleotide messenger RNA. RefSeq names its product CD109 antigen-like. The transcript has 18 exons. Gene Ontology annotation, cellular component: extracellular region. The record is from RefSeq and is a predicted model, not a curated record. Bases 165 to 2162 code for a protein of 665 amino acids. Lineage: Eukaryota; Metazoa; Mollusca; Bivalvia; Venerida; Veneridae.
AUACCUGCAGGUCUUCUGGUAAAAUCUCCAUCAACCAGACCGUUCCAGAUACGAUCACCACAUGGAUAGUUUCAGUAUUUGCUACAAACAGCAUUUCUGGUUUCGGAAUAUCUGAUGUCAAACAAAAUAUAACUGUCAAGAAAGACUUCUUUAUUACCGUGGAUAUGCCAUCAUCAGUUAUAAUUGGCGAAGAAUUUAUUGUUCAAAUAACAGUGUUUAACUACAUGACUCUUCCGCAAACGGUAUUUCUUCAAGCUGUCCAGUCCGAUGAUCCUAACAAUCUUAUUCCAGCAGCAACGACGGUCCCACCAAAUGAAGGCCGCUCUACGCAUGUACAUGUUAGUCCUAAACAUGUUGGAGUUUUAAAAGUCAAAGUUUUUGCAAGAACAGGUUUCUUUAAAAUAUCAACAACUGAUGCAGUAGAAAAAGAAUUAAUGGUUAUGCAUACUGGUGUGCAAAGGACAACAAAUGAACAACUUUUAGUUGAUGUCAAUGGCGGCAAGACAUUAACCCAAACAUUACCACUGGUAAAUCACCCUGAUUUGAUACCUGGUACCAAAAAGGUGUACAUGAAAAUAUCAGGCGACUUUCUUGUGCCAAAUACGUUUGGGCUAGAGAGGUUAAUAAGUGGGCCUGAUGCUGGAGCCGAACAGGGUUUGGUGGAUAUAGCGCCCAAUGUGAUUUUAAUGAAAUAUUUGAGUAUCACUGGACAGUUGACAAAAGCCGUGGAAACUAAAGCUUUAAACUUAAUAAGAUCUGGUUACCAAAAUGUGCUUGCAUUUAAACGCGGUUAUGAUGGUUCCUUUGCACUGUCAGGAGAAAGUAGUAACUAUAGCAGCAUGUGGUUAACUGCUUUCGUGCUGAAGAGUUUUCAUCAAGCAAGAGAUCUUAUUUCUGUAGACAAUGAUGUUAUGUUUAGAGCAAUGGUAUAUCUGUUAGGACAACAGAAUAACAAUGGUUCUUUCACAGAGUCGACACUUUACACUAAUCAUGACAAGGAAAGGACAACACUGCAAGUUACAGCAUACUGUCUAGUUACAAUAAAGGAAUGCGGAGACUUAGUGAAUCCUGUGAGGCUGUCCCCUGCAAUUACAAAAGGACAACAAUAUUUGGAAAGCCAAUUGUCUACUAUUACUGAUCCCUAUACACUAUCUAUCGUAUGUUAUGCACUUGCGAAGUCAGGGAGCUCGAAUGGAACCACGUGUUAUAAACAAUUGGCUGCUUCAAAACACGCAGAAGAUGGAUAUGUUUAUUGGCCGGAAUCAUCUCAGGCUAUCGGUCACAUGAAGUACAAUAGUCAGCAACAAUCCAGUAGUCCUGCUAAAGAUGUAGAGACAGCAGGGUAUGCAAUGCUCACAUUUAUCGCGCUUGGGUUCCAAGCAGAGGGAUUACCUAUUCUGAAGUGGCUUAUUUCCCAAAGGAACUCACGUGGAGGAUUUUUAUCUACCCAGGACACAGUUGUAGCAAUACAGGCACUUGCAGAAUACGGAAUUAUCCAAGCACAUGUUACGAAACAGUCGAGGAUACAAAUAAAUGCUUUUGGAAUUGGCUUCAUGCACUCAUUUAAUGUAACUCAAAUGAAAUAUGAUUCCGUGCACCAGAUCGAGAUGCCAGCAAACUUACAGAAUGUAGUUAUACAGGCUGCUGGAGAAGGAAUAGCUGUUGUUGAUGUUGCUCAAUCAUACUAUGUUAACAGUAGCAGCAGUAAUGGAACUUUCAUCGCUGUGGCAUCAGAUUUUGAGCAAGAUUCGCUAAAUACACUGAUCUUGAAGACCAUUGUAAGGUGGAAUGGAACUUAUGUAAGUCGAAUGAUUCUGAUGGAAAUUGAAAUGCCAACUGGAUUUGUUGCUGACCAUGAUUUCUUUAUAAAACAAUCUAAAGUUAUGAAACACGAAAGCAUCGGAAGGACACUUGUUGUGUAUCUCUUUGGGAUUGCACAGAAUAGCGAGACGGUAGUGAAAGUGAAAUUGGACAGGUCCGAACCCGUUGUCAAAAACCAGGGAGGCACCAUUACUGUAUACGACUAUUAUGAACCUAGUCAGAGAGCCAUUGCACGUUAUGAAUCAGGCGUGUUAAAGAGAGCCAAAAUAUGCGAUGUUUGUCCACUGUGCUUAUUCUGUACAGGAUUUUCGGCGUUCUCUCAAAUUGGGAUUGGAAAAUAAUCGAAAUCGGCAUGCAUUUAUUUGAGAUAUACUUUAAUGGACAAAUCUUAAUAAACAUGCAGUCUAGUC